AGCAUGUGUUGUUAUCACCUGUUUCAAACGCCUAGGUAAUAGGACUAUGCAAAUGGUCGUCAACGCUCUUUGACAUGAAGCCUGGAAGCUGUUUUACAAUGCACGUUGCGGGCAACGUCUAAUACAUGUAUCCAGGUUUUCAAGCUACCGAGUGUUAUCCGUAAACGCGUUGGCGAGAGGGCCGCUGGCCCGUUGCGUUGGCACUUUUCGAGGCCUUUUAGCCCUUAUCGGCGAGUUACUUAGGUCUAGAUGGUGCUCUUCUUGCCAUUAUAGCUUAAGGCCAGGCUCAAACUGUGAACCGGGCCUUUUCGUGUUGGCUGGACUGAAUGCCACUGCGCUGGGCGUCUUGCUUGUUCCGCCCAUCUGGGGCGGCAACAUCAUCCCUGGAAGUGAACCCAGCUGCAUGCCCCGUGGAGUUACAGGAGCAGCUUGUCACGCGCGGAACAUCUUGCUUGCGGCCUCGCGGUUCCCAAAUCCUGUAUGAACGCUUUGAUGAUGCUGGCCAGGGCGCGUUCACGCCUCCGGUCUUAAUCUACCUAAAGCGUAUGCACUUGAGCAGCGGCCUGGAAGUGUGCGUCAAACGCACCCUCAUUACCCACUUCAUCGGCCGCGCUGCUCGAGAGGCCCGGCUGCAGGUUCAGUUGCAGCAUCCGCACCUGCUGCCAGCCUUGGCUAGUGUACGUGGCCGUCAUCACUACUACCUUGUCCUUCCAGCUGCUGAAGGGGACCUGUGGGCUGAGGUGGAAUCCAAGCGACAGCGUGGCAGCGGUUACAGUGAAGAGGAGUUACGGGAUGUGGCUCGGCAAAUGCUUCUUGGCUUGGAGCACCUCCAUGCCAGCCAUCUGGCGCAUCGUGACAUCAAGCCCGCCAACUUGCUACGCAUGUCGGAUGGCCGCGUGGUGGUCGCGGACUUUGGCUGCGCUGACGGCUGUACGGCGGGCUUUGUGGCGGCAGGUACGACACAGUUCCAGCCGCCCGAGUGCCGCCGCGGCUCGGGGUCGCAGCUGGCAGUGCUGCCCAAGGGCUACGACCAGCGGACCCAGGACAUGUGGAGCGUGGGCGCCACCCUUGGGACGCUGUGGUUUGCGCGCAUGCCUGAAGUCACCCGGGGCGGCGGUGUGACCGCCGCUACCGCCGCUGGCGGCAACAAGAGCGGCUCGGCCGGCCUCGCCGGGGCGCCCAACUGCUCACCCACCUCGGCUGCUUCCCUGACCCCUGCUGGCAGCCGCUGUGGCGAGGGUGCCCUCCAGCUGGCGUCAGCGUCGGCCACGGGCCCCACCACCUCCUCCUGUGCCGCAGAUGACGAGGACACGGCCGCAGCAGCCCCUGCUCCAUUAUCUCCGUCCCCGUCCGGCUCAUCGACUGCCGCUGCGACGGGGCCAGCGGAACCGCCGCCACCCCUGCCCGCAUUCCUCGCGGCGGCCGGCUUUGCGUCAUGUGGCUCCACAGUCGGCGCAUGCGGGGAGCCCAUGAGUUUGGAGCUGCUAGACCUGCUGGCGUCGCUGCUGAGGCUGCGGCCAAGCGAGCGCGCUACUGCAAGCCAGGCGCUGCAGCAUGCGUGGCUGACGUCGUCGUCGGCGUCUUCAUCGACUGCUGCGUCAGGGUUGUCAGCAGCACGCCAGGCAGCGCGAUCGGAUCAAACGGCGGGGGCGGGCAGUCCCGAUGUGAGGCCGGCGUCCAGCCGUCAGGCGGAAGACCUGGCGCCGGCUGCGUUGUCGCACUCGCCGACGCCGACGCCGCCUCGACGGCAGUUGGAGGCGCGGUCCGCCCGGUCUGCUGGCGCAAUGCAGCCGCUGGCAUCGUCUGCGUCGUCGCCGCUGAAGCGCCUGCGGACCGCGGAAGACCGCUUCCUGCACUUCUUCUCACACCA
Astrephomene gubernaculifera is the source of this 1870-nucleotide messenger RNA. The record is from the annotation of a GenBank genome assembly. NCBI's taxonomy places the organism in Eukaryota, Viridiplantae, Chlorophyta, Chlorophyceae, Chlamydomonadales, Astrephomenaceae.